GGUUUAGGCGACGCGGGAGAGAGACCCUCCCGCCAAGAGGCGGGGGCUGGACCCGUCGCCGCCUGGGCUCCGCUGCCGGGCCUGCCGGGCCUCCUGCUUCCUUCCUCCCUCUCCUCCUCCUCCUCCCCCUCUUCUCCUCCUCCUCCUCCUUGUCCUCCCCCUCCCCUUCCCGCGCUAUGCCAGGCCCGCGGCCUCCCCGGUUAUCCGGGCCCCUGCUCCUCGCCCUGACAGCCGCCCUGGCCGUGGCCAGCGAGGACUGCCUGUGGUAUCUGGACCAGAACGGCUCGUGGCAUCCUGGCUUCGACUGCGAGUUCUACUCGUUCUGCUGCGGCAACUGCUACCAGCGCUUCUGCUGCCACAACGUGGCCAAGCUCAUCACCGAGAGGCAGCAGAAACACUGCCUGGCCUUCAGCCCUAAGACCAUUGCGGGCAUCGCCUCAGCCGUGAUCCUCUUCAUUGCCAUCAUCUGCACAGUCAUCUGCUGCUUCCUCUGCUCCUGCUGCUAUCUGUAUCGCCGGCGCCAGCAGAUGCACAGCCCCUUCGAAGGCCAGGAGAUCCCCAUGACGGGUUUCCCCGUCCAGCCCAUGUAUCCGUACCAAGCGGAGGACCCCAAAGCCGGCCCCGCGCCCCCCCAGCCAGGAUUCGUGUACCCAGCCGGUGGCCCCCCUGCCCAGUACCCACUGUAUCCAACUGGGCCCCCAGGCUACAACCCAGCAGCUCCUCCACCCUACCUGCCCCCACAGUCCUCUUACCCUGGAGCUUGAGGAGCUGUGACUUCUGAUCCUGUCUUCCUGCCGCCAAACCGAACCGCCACCUGCUCCUCAGAGAAGGGGCUUGGGUUUUGGGGGAAGCCCAUACUGGGAACUGGACUUGGGGUUCUGAGAAGCUGGACCGAACUGCUGGGUUUGGGGGAGGACGAAGGGCAGGGGGGAUGGUCCCAUGGUUAUGGUUGGCUGAGACUGCCCAGUCUAGGGGCGGCUGCCUGGUCAAGGGGAGGCCGGGGAGGGUCUAGGCCAGGGCUGGUCUAUGUGCCACUCACUCUUCCGUCAGCCACCUGGGGCCAAAGCCAGCCAUUUCCCCGAUUAAACUUGUAAAUAUGGGUCCCCUGCCUGGCCUGUGUUACUGCCCCAACCUGUCGGAUGGCCUGGGAGGAGUGGGCAGAAGGAGGAGUGGGAGGCUGCCCACCCAGAAUCACCCACCCCAAGGUCUCCUUGCUCCCCCACUUUUGGAGGGGGGAGGGAUGCCAGCAGAGCUGAUCCAGGGGACUUCCCAUCUGCCCACAUCGGGGAACUCCUGCACUGACCCUUAGACAAGGCAGUUCUAGGUCCUGAGGGGAGGGUCCUGGGUACAAAGGUCACAGUGGCACUGACUUGGAGGCCAGGCACUGGGCCCUAAUGUGGUGGCAUGAUUAGGGUUAGGGGAGCAAGCUUGGAUGCCCAGUGCCCAAGGACAGGACAUGAGAGCCUGGGGCCUUGGACACCACAAUAACAGUGUCCCCCAAAAGGGAGUGGGGCAAUGCCACUGCUCCCCCUCCAGAAGGCGGGUCCCCAAACGUGGAAUUUGGCUUGGCUUUUUGUGGAGGGUGGGACAGAUGGGAUUGGUGAGGGGAGGGGGCUAUGUGAGGAGGGAGCAGGGGAGGCAGCUGGAAUGAGGAGCCCAACAGCUCGGGAUCUGGCCCGUUGUGGUCUUCCAUCCUGGAGUUCUGGAGACCCACUGCUUGAGACUGCAGCCCUUCAUGACCGGAGUUGGUGCCAUGGAUGCAGAGCCAUGAAGCCGGAGCAGGAAACACGGAGUUGGAGUCACAGUGCUGGGGAUGCAGAGCCGGAACCGCGGAGGUGGAACCACGGAGAUGGAGCCAAGGACCCAGAGACACAGAGCCAGAGGCACAGAGCGAGAGCCACGGAGCAGGAACCGUGGAACAGGAGCCACAGGGCUGGGGGCACCCACUUCUCCAUCCCCAUGUAAGGACCCAGGCCUGGCCCUCUCCCUCCCUCCAUCACCCCCUCUCUGCUCCUUGUGGACUCGCUGCCCUCCCGUGGAGUGUGGAUAGCCUUAGUACACAGUACUAAGUACUGCACACAGUAAGCGCUCAAUAAAUAUGA
This is a messenger RNA of Tachyglossus aculeatus (Australian echidna), 2102 nucleotides long. It is a transcript of the gene SHISA4, whose product is annotated as shisa family member 4. The transcript is spliced from 5 exons. The record is from RefSeq and is a predicted model, not a curated record. Bases 177 to 764 code for a protein of 195 amino acids. Lineage: Eukaryota; Metazoa; Chordata; Mammalia; Monotremata; Tachyglossidae.